UAACCACGCCCAUUUCGAAUCUUUGUAUUUACAUUUUAACGUUCGUAACGGUCGAUCGUCACGAUUUUUCUUAUUUGCGCUGCUCUCUCAGUUUUGUUCGGGUCACGUCCAUUCCUCACGUAUUUUUCUGCUCUUUUAAUUACGCCACAUUUGCUCUUGACACAAACCACAGUCUCGGUCCCCGGUGACGCGAAACUGCGGAUUUUGAAAAAAUUUUUCAUUUCGGCGCGAUUCCAGCGACACUCAACACGGAGAAAAUGAGUUCUCUGCUCCAGCAACGAGAAGAGGGUCGCCACUUUUUUGGCGAUGAUUUUCCAGUGAUAAUGAGUGAAGACGAAGAGUCUUUAAAUGAGACAACAGAUGGCUGGCAGGAGCCUCAAGAAGACAGCAGCAGUGCCCACGUGGCUUCUGGGGACCUCACUGAAUGGAAGCCUGUCGACUGCUCAGAGAGUGGCGCCGUCUCCCGUACUGCCGCACCGCUCGCUGAGAGCGGAGGGACCCAGGAGUCAGUCAAGAACUCCCUGACUGACUCUGUGAACCAUGUGUGGCAGCACUGCUAUGAUACCUCGGAAAAUACGCCAAAUUGCAGUUACCGUUUGAGAUCUCACGCAGAUGAGAAGCUAUACGUGUGUCUCGUGUGCUCUAAGUGUUUUUGCACCCGGAGCCAGCUCACUCGCCACUAUCAAGCAUGUAUCUUCGCCGAUUCGGAACAAUAUGACAAACAUGCUGCUACAGAGCUGAAGAGUGAGUCUGAGGAGUCUUCUCCUAGCUCUGACUCAUGCUCGCCAUUAAUGCUGAAGUACACCUGCCAAAUAUGCUUUUAUGCUACUGGUAGUUUGGCACAUUUUAAUUGCCAUUUAAGAACACACAGGGGUGAGAAACCAUACAUGUCUCGUACCUGGAGCCAUCUGAUCCGACACAUUCGGACGUGCAACUAUAGAGACCUCUCCAGUCUUGCUUUAAAGAUGCAGAAGUGUGAGUUUUGCAAGUACGCCACUAAUUCCCCAUAUAACUUAGGGGUCCACAAGCGAAUCCAUGCAGGCCAGCAAUGUGCACUGGCAGUGGUUCAUAACAUAGAAUCGGAAGUACUGAAAGUGGACAUCUAAAUGUAUUCUAAACUUGAACUGCAAAAAGAAGACAACUGUAAUGUCCAUGGUAGCACUGAGCGCUUUUUAAAUAUUUGCAUUUGUAUUUUGGUUCAUGUAUUAGUUUUAAUACUUGGCAAUUUCAAACUGGA
Molecule: messenger RNA, 1237 nt
Organism: Scleropages formosus (Asian bonytongue)
Lineage: Eukaryota; Metazoa; Chordata; Actinopteri; Osteoglossiformes; Osteoglossidae
Product: zinc finger protein 700-like
Exons: 5
Coding region: 258-1106 (282 amino acids)
Biological process (GO): regulation of transcription by RNA polymerase II
Cellular component (GO): nucleus
Molecular function (GO): DNA-binding transcription factor activity, RNA polymerase II-specific
Source: RefSeq, a predicted model, not a curated record